AUUCAAGAUGUCGGACAUUCAUUGCGAAGCUCUCAAGAAAAGAAUCGGCAUUCCUCCUCUUCCUUCUAGGGCUGGACAACCAGGAGGUGUUGGAGGAGGUAAAAGAAAGAGGGAUUAUUCUCCAUUAUCUUGGGAUCAUUUCUUUGAUCGAAAAGACGAUGUCAAAGUCAAUGACAAAGAUACCUUUAGAGUUUACAAGUCAGGUGACCAAGGACCUUUGUUAUUAGUUCUACAUGGUGGUGGUCACUCAGCUCUGUCAUGGGCACUUUUUACGGAAUCAGUCACUUCCCUUUGUAUAUGUCAAGUCCUUGCUGUGGAUAUGCGUGGACAUGGUGAUACUCAUACAGAGGAUAAUGUAGACUUAUCAGCAGAUGUUCUUGCUAAAGAUAUAGGAGACCUCAUACAAUCAAUGUAUGGAGACAGACCACCACCAAUAUUAUUGAUAGGACAUAGCAUGGGUGGAGCAAUAGCUGUCCAUGUUGGUGUCCAAAACUUUCUUCCUUCUGUGGUUGGUCUUGCAGUCAUUGAUGUAGUAGAAGGUACUGCAUUAGAUGCAUUAUCUUCCAUGCAAAACUUUCUUAAAGGCAGACCACAAUCCUUUAAGUCAAUAGAACAAGGUAUCGAAUGGAGCAUAAGAAGUGGCCAAGUUCACAAUGUAAAAUCAGCAAGAAUAUCAAUGGUCGGACAGCUAAUAAGGUGUGAUGGCAAUAGUAAUAAACCAGAUCUCGUUCAGCCUGCUAUCCAUAUUGCUCAUACAACAGACACCAUAAAGGAAGAAGAUGAAGAGAAUGCAGAUGAACCAGGACAACCCCAAGCCAAAAAUCAAAAACAAUCAACUUCUAAUAAUAGUGGAUCCUUUGUCCCAGAGAAAUCUGAAGAGUGUUGGAAAUGGAGGAUCGAUCUUUCAAAAACUGAACAAUUCUGGGAAGGUUGGUUUGUUGACAUGUCAAAACUUUUCUUAUCUUGUACAGUACCAAAACUUCUCCUGCUGGCAGGUAUAGAUCGCCUAGAUAGAGAACUGACCAUAGGACAAAUGCAAGGCAAGUUUGAAAUGCAGGUUCUUCCUCAUUGUGGCCACUGUGUUCACGAGGAUGCCCCAGAUAAGGUUGCUGAAGUAAUAGCGUCAUUUCUCCUACGAUACAAACUUACAGAAGCCAAGGGGAAUUUUGAAAGGCAUUUCCCCGCAUGCUGAGAGGUGAAAUAGUGGCAUUUUAACUGAAAGAUCUAGAGCUUCAUUAUAUCAAGCAAAGGUUACAUUAACCUCACGUAGCAAUCUUCGAUAUGUCGUAAACAGUAUACUUAGUUUCUUUCUUUGUAUGUAUACGAAAAAUAUUACAAAGUAUUUUAAAGUUGUAUCUAUUUAUACACCUAAUUCAAAAAACCUUGUCAUCGCCAAAGGCGAUAGGCAAUAGUUGAAAAGCGAUAGGAUAUAUGUCAUUCCAAGAUCCAAGAAUAGCUGGAAUGACUUGUUUCUUCUUCUUCUUCUCGUCAAGAGUAUGGACCUUAGUGUUGAGACUGAUUCGAUGUUCUUUGUAUUCAACAAAACCAUUUCCAUGUCGGAAUGAACUAUCGCCAAUCGCCUUUGGUGAUGACAACGUUUUUUGAAUUAGGUGUAUAUCUAUGCAAACGUUAGAAGAGAAGCUUGGUCGUUAUUCGAAUCAUUUCUACCCAGUUAUUUUACGUCAAACGUGUAAAAGAAGCGAAAUAAAGAUGAAGAAAAGUCUU
Actinia tenebrosa (Australian red waratah sea anemone) is the source of this 1725-nucleotide messenger RNA. RefSeq names its product protein phosphatase methylesterase 1. NCBI's taxonomy places the organism in Eukaryota, Metazoa, Cnidaria, Anthozoa, Actiniaria, Actiniidae. Gene Ontology annotation, biological process: protein demethylation. The record is from RefSeq and is a predicted model, not a curated record. Gene Ontology annotation, molecular function: protein methylesterase activity.